AUGUCUGAAGAGAGAACAAACAGCCAGGAAGAAUUGAGGGUUGUGCUGUUUGGAGGGAGGUUAUCUGGUAAAAGUUCUGUGAUCAACACUGUGUGUGGAGAAAACAUCAUCAACACUUACAGCAGAACUGGCCAAUGCCAUGAAUAUCAAAGGACAGUCAAUGGAACAGAGAUCACUCUGGUGGAUACUCCAGGCUGGUGGAAGUUUUUAUCUUUAAAGGACACUGCUGAAUGUCUGAGACAGGAACUUGUCCACAGUGUCACUCUGUGUCCUCCAGGACCACAUGCUCUCCUGCUUGUCAUUGAGUUGGACAUUCCAUUCACAGAGAAACACAGGAAAUCAAUGGAGGAGCAUCUAGAGCUCCUGGGUGGUGGGGUCUGGGCAUACAGCAUGAUAUUGUUCACCAGAAAAAGCUAUUUAAAAUCCAGAAACAUUGAAGAACACAUAGAAAAUGAAGGGGAAGCACUUCAGUGGCUCAUACAGAAAUGUGAGGGCAGGUAUCAUGUCUUUGAAAACAAGAACCAUAACAAUGACACCCAGGUCACUGGACUACUGGAGAAGAUACAGGGAGUAAGAGCAAAAAACAGAGGAGGAUGUUUUCAGAUUGAUCAGAAUGUUUUGCAGCAUCAGGAGGCAAAGAGAAAGAUCCCUGUGGAGAAAUCGACUGUAAGACAAAAACAGGCGAAGGAAAAAAGAAACAUAAUUCUGAAAGAGUUGAGAAUUGCACUGCUGGGCUGGGUUGCUGGUGGGAAAAGUUCAGCUGCAAAUAUCAUCUUGAAUACUGAUGAGUUUGUGACGGGAAGAAGAACCAUGAAAUGUCACAGAGCAUCUGGUGAAGUCUCUGGAAGGAAGGUCACUGUGUUGGACACACCCAGCUGGUGGAAGUUCCUUCCAAGCCACUGCACUCCAGAGUGGGUCAAGUCUGAAAUUUUACAGGGGGUGACCAACAGUCCUGAACCCCCUAAUGCAAUUCUUCUGGUGAUUCCUGGAGACACAUCAUUCAAGGAAGAACAAAGGAGGAUCAUUCAGGGGAACAUGGAGAUGUUUGGAGAAAAUGUCUGGAAACACACUAUUGUGCUCUUCACAUGGAGUGAUAUGCUUGGAGAUAUGCCCAUAGAACAGCACAUUGAGAGUGAAGGCAAAGCCCUGCAGUGGGUGUUGAAUAAAUGUGGGAACAGAUAUCAUGUAUUUGACAACAUGAAUAAGAGUGAUCACAGUCAAGUCACAGAGCUGCUGGAGAAGAUUGAGGAGAUGUUAGUGGAGAGAACCAGUCUGAGGAAAAAUGCAUAG
Messenger RNA from Chanos chanos (milkfish), 1290 nucleotides. Its product is annotated as GTPase IMAP family member 7-like. Bases 1 to 1290 code for a protein of 429 amino acids. The transcript is spliced from 4 exons. Lineage: Eukaryota; Metazoa; Chordata; Actinopteri; Gonorynchiformes; Chanidae. The record is from RefSeq and is a predicted model, not a curated record. Gene Ontology annotation, molecular function: GTP binding.